UCGAGCUAUUUCCAUGGAGACAGGAAACAAGACGUACUUUGUUCUCGAGGUGAAGUAGCGUGCUAGGUUCGUCGCCAGCAAGCUCGUGAUCGAACCAAACGUAACGAUAUUAUUUGCAGCUGUAAAGAGCUCAUGCCUAGUGCCUUCUUCGCUAUCUGGCCGCUGUAACCAAGGUGCGACGCGGCUUUCCAUGGAUCCGAGUCGUGAGGUUCAGCUGAGAAAACUGAAGUCCUUGAUACGAAGCAGUGAAGCACAGUUAACAGCCGUACUAGAGAAACUGAAAUGGUCGAAGGACGAGGUCCUCAAAAAGAAGGGAUACGUCGUGUGCCCUCUAGAUUCGGGGCACACAAUGCCCGAGGCAUCGCUAAGCGCCCACCUUGACCUAUGUGCUUGGCUCAAGGAGGGAUAUACCAGACAAGAUAAGGAGGCUGCCCCUCCAAGUUCGCACUUCUUUUAUACAAAGUCCACGUCAGUUGUUCCUGUGUUAAUAGACAGAGAAACCCAGAACAAGAUAAUAACUGAUGCAGCAUUCAGGGGAGAUGUUCCAGCCGAAGUUUGCCAGAAGGUGAAGAGUGGUGUGCCACUGACAAUGGAGCAUUGCUUUUCGGAGCUCACUGCUGCAGAGAGGUUUGCAGUCUACGAUUAUGUGGUUGAGCGAGCAAAAGCAACAAACAAGACAUCUGCUGUGAAGCUUGAGGACCUUCAAGUCGACUUUGAAAAAAAGACCAACAAAGAUGAGCAACAGCCGCCCAGUGAAUUAGAGUUGAAGCGUCAGAUGCGAGACUACAAGCGUCGAAGGCAAUCUUAUCGUGCAAAAAAUGUCCACAUCACGCAGAAGACGUACACGGAGAUCCUCAAAGAGGUGAUUGAAAAUCAGACAGAGUAUCUCAAACAACUUCAAACAGGAAACGACAAGGCAGAAGAUGCUUUGGCAAGACCUGAAGAAAAGGAUGAUACUGAAAGGCAGCCAUUGUCCCGUGCAUCAGAGAGGAGGGAUAGGAGAGAGUCAUCUGUGGUGUCAUCAAGGUCAUCCAAACGCAGGCGCAGUCGUAGCCCUGAUAAAAGAGAUGCCAGCAUAGAGAGGAGGCCUUCAGAUGAAGCCCACAGGAGACGCCGGUCAGCAGAGCGUCAUGAGCACAAGAAGCAUCAUCGGUCUCAUCACAAGAGUAAACACAAGCAUAAACACAAAUCAAAAGACAGUGAAGCCUCUGAGUAGCUCCAUUUUUAUUUCUUGUGCUUGAAUAAAUUUGCAUUUCUCCAGUGACA
Messenger RNA from Rhipicephalus microplus (southern cattle tick), 1266 nucleotides. Its product is annotated as U11/U12 small nuclear ribonucleoprotein 48 kDa protein. NCBI's taxonomy places the organism in Eukaryota, Metazoa, Arthropoda, Arachnida, Ixodida, Ixodidae. The record is from RefSeq and is a predicted model, not a curated record. Gene Ontology annotation, cellular component: nucleoplasm; U12-type spliceosomal complex; cytosol.